CGUCGCCCGGACGCCUCGCCCCUCACAAGAUGGCGGCGUUGGCGCUGAGGGCGCUUCGGGGGCGGCUCCUGAGGGCGGCUCCGAGGAGAGCGGGGCGAGGCCUCGGCACCGCCCGGGAUUUCCCAUCCCUGGAGGAGAAGCCGCAGUUCCCCGGAGCCUCGGCCGAAUUCGCCGACCGCCUGGAGUUCAUCCAACCCAACGUCAUCUCCGGGAUCCCCGUGUACCGCGUCAUGGACCGCCAGGGCCACAUCGUCAGCCCCAGCGAGGACCCCCAGCUGCCCAAGGAGCUGGUGCUGAAGCUCUACAAGACCAUGACGCUCCUCAACACCAUGGACCGCAUCCUCUACGAGUCCCAGCGGCAGGGCCGCAUUUCCUUCUACAUGACCAACUACGGCGAGGAGGGGACGCACGUGGGCAGCGCGGCGGCGCUGGAUGACACGGACCUGGUGUUCGGGCAGUACCGCGAGGCGGGGGUGCUGAUGUACCGCGGUUACCCGCUGGAUCUCUUCAUGGCUCAGUGCUACGGCAACGCCAGCGACCCCGGCCGCGGCCGCCAGAUGCCGGUGCACUACGGCUGCCGCGAGCGGCACUUCGUCACCAUCUCAUCCCCCCUGGCCACGCAGAUCCCACAGGGUGACCCCCCCAGGACCCCCCGGAACCCCCCCAGGACCCCCAGCCCAUCCUCCACAGCCUCCAUUUUGCCACCCCCUCCCACCAUCCCACCUUGUAACCCCCCAAUCCCGUGCUUUAUCCCCUUCAUCCCC
This is a messenger RNA of Lagopus leucura (white-tailed ptarmigan), 764 nucleotides long. RefSeq names its product branched chain keto acid dehydrogenase E1 subunit alpha (gene BCKDHA). The transcript is spliced from 5 exons. The record is from RefSeq and is a predicted model, not a curated record. Gene Ontology annotation, molecular function: oxidoreductase activity, acting on the aldehyde or oxo group of donors, disulfide as acceptor. Lineage: Eukaryota; Metazoa; Chordata; Aves; Galliformes; Phasianidae. Gene Ontology annotation, biological process: branched-chain amino acid catabolic process. The annotation marks the transcript as partial.